This is a messenger RNA of Frankliniella occidentalis (western flower thrips), 714 nucleotides long. RefSeq lists its product as uncharacterized. Bases 140 to 595 code for a protein of 151 amino acids. The record is from RefSeq and is a predicted model, not a curated record. Lineage: Eukaryota; Metazoa; Arthropoda; Insecta; Thysanoptera; Thripidae. The transcript has 3 exons.
AGAUCUACGAGCAUCUAGAUUGGUUACUGUGUAACCUGCCAAUUAUUUUAAACAUCUUAUUAACUACCAUGAUAAUCGGUUUGCACAGCAUAAAACGUUUCGUUUUUUUGCUUACAAUUCACGUCUUCGAUGGACUGCAAUGAAUGAUGGCAAUGUUUUUGUUAAAAAUAAUAAGGAAUAUCAGAACAUGACAACUGCUCAACUUAAAGAUCUCAUAAGUGAGAAUAUGUCUGUAAUGUCACAUAUUAUGUAUUAUGGAUGGAAUAUACCUGGAACCAAAGCCUUUUGGCAUAAUAAUGGAAACAAAUUACAUGAUAUGGUUGAACAGAUUGGUCUUCCAUCAAUAUUUCUUACCAUGAGUUGUGCUGAUGGUCAUUGGAAUGAUCUUUAUCGGUUGUUGAGUGAUGUAGAUCCAAAUUCGCUGACUGAACAAGAUAGGAGAAGGUUGGUGCAGGAUAAUCCUCAUAUUGUGGACUCCUUCUUUGAUUUUCGCAUCAAGACUUUCCUAAGCGAGGUCCUGCAAAAACAAUAUAAAGUUACUGAUUAUUGGUAUAGGAUCGAAUUUCAACAUCGCGCUCUUCAUACAGUAUGGUAGAAGAUUUUGAAUUAGACCUGGCUCAGCUUCUCCAUAAAGUCCAAAGGCAUACUCAAUGUCACCCUGACACAUGUUUUAAAAAGUUAAAAGAGAAUGGGCUAAGGCAGUGUCGCUCUGGC